Molecule: messenger RNA, 996 nt
Organism: Acanthamoeba castellanii str. Neff
Lineage: Eukaryota; Discosea; Longamoebia; Acanthamoebidae
Product: ADPribosylarginine hydrolase
Exons: 8
Coding region: 1-996 (331 amino acids)
Source: RefSeq, a predicted model, not a curated record
AUGGAACAAGAGAAGGAGACGGUGGUGGCGAGUCACGGCGGCGGGCAGACGGGGGAGGUCGCGGAGCGGUACCGGGCGAGCAUGGUCCUGGCGGGCGUGGGCGACGCCAUGGGCUAUCGCAAUGGCGUCUGGGAGUUCACGUUUGACGGCGUGGCGAUCCUGCGCGAGCUGAAGGCGCUGGGCGGACUGGACAAGCUGAGCAUCAAGAAGUGUAUGGUGUCCGACGACCAAGUCAUGCACCUCGCCACCGCCGAGGCGCUGGUGGAGCACGGGGCGGAGCGGCCGCUCGAGGAGCUCUACCCGAUCCUGGCCAAGCACUAUGUCAAGUGCUUCGACGACAUGGGCGGCCGGGCGCCUGGCCCGAUGACCUCCCAGUCCAGAGACAAGCUGAUCGCGGCCUCGAUCGAGAGCAGCCGAAUGACCCACAACCACCCGACCGGCUUAUUUGGGGCGUUGGUGGCGGCUCUCUUCACGGCCUACGCCAUCGAGAAGAUUCCACCGAUUCAGUGGGGACGCCUCCUGCUCGACCAGGGGAGGGACUGGGCCGAGUACCAGGCCGACCUCAAGUACUUCGAGGACCACUGGCGGGCCUACAUGCUUCUGCGGAAGAUCGACAACGGCGAGGCCGAGCCCACCUUCCCCGAGGUCUGGGGUCCGGCCGAGCGCGACGCCUAUUACAGCUCCAUCGCCUGGGCCGGCUGGGGCGGCGCUUCCGGACACGACUCGGUGAUCAUCGCCUACGACGCGCUGCUCGGGGCCGGCGACUCGUGGCAUGAACUGGUCUAUCGCGGCAUCCUGCACGGCGGCGACAACGAUUCGACGGGCGUGAUCUGCGGGGCGUGGUUCGGCGCGCUCUACGGCCUCGCGGGUGUGGCGCCGGUGUCGCACUACGCCGACCUCGAAUACCGCGACCGCGCCGAGGCCGCCGCCCAGCGCCUCCUCGCCCUGGCCACCACCGCCAACAGCACCACCUCGGCCCAGCGUAAUGACGAGUGA